Messenger RNA from Poecilia reticulata (guppy), 3212 nucleotides. The record is from RefSeq and is a predicted model, not a curated record. Lineage: Eukaryota; Metazoa; Chordata; Actinopteri; Cyprinodontiformes; Poeciliidae.
CACGGUGACGUCGAACGUGGAGGGCGUGGCCGCUCUGUGAAAUGUCAGGGAGGAAUGGCGCUCGGCGCGGUAUUUUGAACAAUCGCUUUUUCCUUUCCUCGGUUCGCCUGGAAACGCUGCCCAGCGUUAAAAUCUCGGGUUUAACAGAGAACUAAGACACAGCAAGCAUGGAUGUGGUGUCACCGGAGCUCAACAGUCUCCUUCCUGAUGAAAUCAUGGAUACGGAGGCCAUAGAGGAGGUCCCUCACUCCCAGUCGGAGCCCACGCAUGACACGUCUGUCCCCAUGGAAACGGACGCUCCUGUGACAUCAGAAAGUUUAAGCACCCGCUCCAAUGCCGCUACGGUGGAACGUGUCCAGGCCGCGACCGCUGCUGCAGCUGCAGACUACGCCCCGGGGAGUCAGUCUUCCAUCACGAUUUCCGCUUCGUCAACCUUGUUCGCCAUCAAGCCCGCCUUGGCGACUUCCACAGCUGCGACCAAAACUACAGACAGCCUCACCGGGACGACGGUUUCCACGAGCGGCACCCAGAAGCUCGCGACUCCGUUCGCCUUUUCUGCCGCCAACCACCAGAUCAUUCUGAAUAAGGUGGCCUCAGCUCAAGCCACGGAGGCGGCGAAAGCCGCGGCUGCCCCGGCCCAAGUCAUCAAGCAAGAAGGGCAGAAACUUUUGGUCACGACAAUAGGGAAGUCGGGGCAGCCGAUAGUGCUCCAGUUGCCCCACACGGGCGGCAAACCCGGGGUUUCACAGACUUCAAGGGACGCGAAGUCUCCAACGCCGCAGUUCAAAGUGGUGACUAUUGGUGGGAGAGAGCUGAAACCAGUGUUGAGCAGCGCCGGCAACCAGGUGACCACAUUACAGGCCCAGCAGCUGAAGACCGUACAGAUCCCCAAGAAAACACCAGCAUCCUCAACUGCUCCAAUCAAGUUCAUCAUCACAAAGACGGUCAACAGCAAAGGCCUGAGUCCUCAGACGUCGGUGACUCCUGUUAUCGCAGGGCGCAUGGUGACGCAAACGUCUCCGGUGAUGUCACCGAAAACCAUCACGCUGUCCGAGCCCCACAACACUACGAUCCAGAGCCUUCCUGGCAAAAAGAUCGCCAUCUCGCCUCUGAAGACUCCCAGCAAGGUAACUGUGGUGUCUGUGGCUUCCCCGCCGUCCAACACUAGCCAGAAGUCGGUAGCUCUGCCCGUCAAUGUAGCACUUGGCCAGCAAAUUCUUGCGGUCCAGCAGUCGGCGCCUGCAUCUCCAGUCAAGGUGGCCACCAGCCAGACGACUGCGCAGAACAUUAAGCCUGUCCAGUCCGUCGCUGUUGGAGGAGUGGGCGGCUCCCAGUUCAAGACCAUCAUCCCUCUGGCCACCCAGCCGAACGUGCAGCAGAUUCAGGUGCCGGGAAGCAGAUUUCACUACGUCCGCCUCGUCACGGCGACCACGGCCAGCGCGGCGGGUCAGCCCAGCGCUCCCAACACCAGCUCAGUGGCCACAGGUAAACCUUUAGGGGUGAACACUGGAGCGGUCAGGAUGUCGGUCCCUGUCGUCCAAGCACAGACAAUGAAACAAGUGGCGCCUAAACCCUUGACAUCUGCACCACAGGUGGUCACCACCACUCAGACACAGCAGCGGCUCAUCAUGCCCGCCACCCCUCUGCCCCAGAUCCAGCCCAACUUCACCAACCUGCCCCCAGGGACCGUCCUCACAUCUGCCCCCGGUGGCAGCAAUGUGGGUUACGCCGUUGUUCCAGCACAAUACGUCACGCAGCUCCAGCAGUCACAGUUUGUGACACUCGCCAGCAGCUCCAGUUUUCCUGCGUCCAGCAGCGUCCAAACUCAGGCCAAACUCCCUUACAAUGGCGUGUCGGCAGCAGAGACGACCUCGAGACCCAGAAAACCGUGCAACUGCACCAAGUCACAGUGCCUCAAGCUGUACUGCGACUGCUUUGCAAACGGAGAGUUUUGUAAUAACUGUAACUGCAACAACUGCUUCAACAACCUGGAGCACGAAACGGAACGACUCAAAGCCAUUAAGACCUGCUUGGACAGAAACCCAGAGGCCUUCAAACCUAAAAUUGGCAAAGGCAAAGAGGGCGAGUCGGACCGUCGGCACAGCAAAGGCUGCAACUGCAAGCGGUCGGGCUGCCUGAAGAACUACUGCGAGUGCUAUGAGGCAAAGAUCAUGUGCUCGUCCAUUUGCAAAUGCAUUGGUUGCAAAAACUUUGAGGAGAGCCCGGAGAGGAAGACGCUCAUGCAUCUGGCGGACGCGGCUGAAGUGAGGGUCCAGCAGCAGACGGCAGCCAAGACCAAACUGUCCUCACAGAUCUCAGACCUGCUGAUGAGGACGACUCCCAUUAUAUCAAGUGGAGGCGGGAGGUUGCCGUACACAUUCGUGACGAAAGAAGUGCUGGAAGCGACGUGUGAGUGUUUACUGGAGCAGGCCAAACGGGCCGAACAGACUCGUCAGCCUCAGGUGGAGGCGGAGAGGGCGAUCCUGGAGGAGUUCGGACACUGCCUCAUGAGCAUAAUCAGCUCUGCCGGGAAAGCUAAAACAGACUGCGCCUCCAUCAACUGCUAGGCCGAACUCUUCUGGCUCUCUAUUCGCAAACUGUUGGACAUGGACACGCCGGACCCUCUGGCUGCUCUACGGAAACGCUGAAAGCGGAGAGAUCCUCCAGACUGCUGGAGUUAAGCUGCAUUAAUAGACUUGAGCUGGAAAAUAAAAGGACGGAGCACACUGCCUCUGAAACAUGAACUUCAGCCCGAUUUAUUGCCCUCUAAGGGCUCUCCGGAUCUCUCCUCUCUGUUUUUAUUUUGUACACUCUAUUCUUUUGCCAUCCUGACGUUUUCCAAGAACCCCUGUAUUUUAACGUCAGCAGUUUAUCUGUGUUUAUCAGUAGACAAACUAUCUUUUUGAUAUUUAUUUUAACAAAUCUUUGUAAUCAAGUGUGAGUGUUAAUAUGCAAGGUUUAGAGCUCUGCAGCCUGUCGAUUAUUAACCGAGGCUAGGCUAAGCUAUUCCAGCGGCAGUAAGUGGAGAUUUUCUACAGGUGUACAGUAGAGAGAGAGAGAGAGAGAGAGAGUGUGAGUCCCCUUCGUAGCAGCUGAACACACUCGCACUGAUGGAGUUCCACAUUUUCCCCAGGUGCUCUUUUACGCUUUAUUAAACGCAUACUGUAUAUGAACUCGCAGCAAUGACUUGAGAAAACAUUAGAUCCAAAUGA